Messenger RNA from Phodopus roborovskii (desert hamster), 969 nucleotides. RefSeq names its product taste receptor type 2 member 104-like. The record is from RefSeq and is a predicted model, not a curated record. The transcript has a single exon. The coding region runs from base 1 to 969 and encodes 322 amino acids. Gene Ontology annotation, molecular function: G protein-coupled receptor activity. Gene Ontology annotation, cellular component: membrane. Gene Ontology annotation, biological process: sensory perception of taste; G protein-coupled receptor signaling pathway; detection of chemical stimulus involved in sensory perception of bitter taste. Lineage: Eukaryota; Metazoa; Chordata; Mammalia; Rodentia; Cricetidae.
AUGCUAAGUGCAGCAGAAGGCAUCCUCCUUUUUGUGGCAACUAGUGAAGCUGUGCUGGGAACUUUGGGGAACACAUUUGUUGCAUUUGUGAACUGCAUGGACUGUGCCAGGAACAAGAAGCUCUCUAAGAUUGGCUUCAUUCUCACUGGCUUGGCAACUUCCAGGAUUUGUCUCAUGUGGAUAAUAACUUUUGAUACAUAUGUAAAGUUAUUCUCUACACAUACACUUAGCUAUGGCAAGAUAUAUGAAUGCAUCAGUUACCUAUGGGUAACUAUGAAUCACCUGAGUAUCUGGUUUGCUGCCAGCCUCAGCAUCUUCUAUUUCCUGAAGAUAGCAAAUUUUUCUCACUGCGUAUUUACCUGGCUGAAGAGAAGAGCUGACAGUGUUUUUAUCACUAUGGUGGGAUGCUUUUUUGUCUCGUUGUUUAUUUCUAUCCCACAAAUUGUGAAGAUGAUUGAUGAUAUUAAAAUGCAAUACAGAAACAUCUCCUGGCAGGUUCACCUAGACACACCAGAAGCAAAGGAGUUACUUUUCAGUCAUGUCUUUUUUCAAUUUGGAAUUCUUUUCUUCUUUAUGGUAACUGUUAUUACAUGUCUCCUGUUAAUCAUUUCUCUUUGGAGACACAACAAGCAGAUGCAAGCUAAUGUCUUAGGAUUCCGAGACCUCAACACAGAAGCUCAUAUGAAAGCCAUGAAAGUUUUAAUUUCUUUUAUCGUCCUCUUUGUCUUGUAUUUUGUAGGUUUGCUCAUAGAAAUAUUAUGCUUUCUUUGGCCAAAUGGGAAACUGCUAUUAGUUCUUGGUGUGAUAAUUGUACUCAUGUACCCAUGCUGCCACUCAUUUAUUCUAAUUUUAGCCAACAACCAGCUGAAGAAAGUUUCCUUGAAGUUACUGCAGCAGUUAAAGCGCUGUGACAGUGGAGAGCUCAGGGACACACGACAGUGUGGCAUGGGAACGAAUGCCCUGGUAUAA